GACGCCGUGCUGCCCGUGGUGCUGCACAGCAUGCUGGGGGCGUGGCGCCAGGACGAGGACCGUCUGGGUUCCGAAUUCGCUUCCAAGUUGUGGAGUGGCAGCUGCUGUGAGCGCUACACGGCCUUCCACACCAGCUAUACGCUACACGGGCCUCUUUGGCUUCUAUGCGGAAGCCGAGCAUGAGCAGCAGAUGGAUCUGUCAUGGGCCAUGAAGAGAGGGAUCUUCUGCAUCACCCUUGACAUUUGCCCUACUCACGCCGACCACGCUCGCAGACGGCUCAAGCAAUCGUUAGUGCAGCACCUGGACAGCUCAACAGCGGUGGCAGAUGAAAUUGGGCGCCACAUGUUGACAUACGGUCGGCGCGUGCCCCUUGCAGAAAUGAUAGCCUGCAUCAAUGAUGUGGAUGCGAAGACUCUCAGUCAGCCGGCCCGCAGGCUCUUUCUCAACAAGGACGCAGCGGUGGUAACCAUAGGCUAGGCACCACCCACUGGUUCCCAUGCUUCAGAGAUCUGAGCUUUGAGGGUGUGAUUCACAUGCAAGCAAUGUCUCUGCCAUAACAGCUGGGGUGGUUCAUGUUAUUGGAGUAAACCACGUGUUUAGGGUGGUCAGUGUUGGAAAUAUCUCAAGGACUUAAGCGUUUCUGAAGUGUAACACCACACUCGAGGAAGAUCGUAACGAGUACGCGAGUCAACGGAGGUUACACGAGGGGUUGGACAAAGAACACGAAAGGACUCGAAGGGUCGCAACCGGAGGUUGCGACUGACCGUUACAACUGCAAGAAUGGUAACCGAAGCGACAAUCGAGUCGCUGUGCGACUUGAUAAACCGCCAUUCAACUUGUAACACCACACUCGAGGAAGAUCGUAACGAGUACGCGAGUCAACGGAGGUUACACGAGGGGUUGGACAAAGAACACGAAAGGACUCGAAGGGUCGCAACCGGAGGUUGCGACUGACCGUUACAACUGCAAGAAUGGUAACCGAAG
Closterium sp. NIES-67 is the source of this 985-nucleotide messenger RNA. Lineage: Eukaryota; Viridiplantae; Streptophyta; Zygnematophyceae; Desmidiales; Closteriaceae. The record is from the annotation of a GenBank genome assembly.